AUGUGUCAUCAAUUAUGUUUUGGACUGGGCCGGGCUGGCCCAAAAGCAAGGAUGAAGGCCCAAUCCAAACGGUCUUGUAGAGGGUCGCGCCGAUCAAGAAGCUACAAUCGUGCCCGACACUAUCCGCUAGUACGACAUCCUCGACUUCAUGCAGUCCCGCUCGACCUCAGCUCGAGCGCCCCUCGUAGGGCAGACUAUGACCAUUAUGUCAUCACUUGGAUUCCGAAAAGACCGCGUCCUCGUCCGUCCGUACUUCUCGCAGAACACCCAGGAAGGAGACCACGUGCGGGUCCCCACUACACACGUAGAACCUGGCAGUUCCUUCAUUGGGCCAAAUCUGUCCGGUCCAAUGAAUGGGACCUUGGCCCAGCGCUGUGGGCUAUAAAUACCCUCUGUUCCCAGAGGGUCAUGUAUUCAUUCUCUUACCCAUACUCAUACUUUUUGCCUGCUCGUACUCUCACUCACUUUAGCAUCGGAGUGCCCUGCAGGUAUCCCCCCAUCUCGUUCAACUUCAGUUCGGAGUCAGUCGUGACGGUCCAAGUCUGA
This is a messenger RNA of Vicia faba (fava bean), 546 nucleotides long. Lineage: Eukaryota; Viridiplantae; Streptophyta; Magnoliopsida; Fabales; Fabaceae. The record is from the annotation of a GenBank genome assembly.